CAAGCCUCAACAUGAUCUACAAUGUGGAAUAUGGAACGACGGAAGGUAAUGAAGGAAAUUAUCAAAUCAUAGUUAUUUAUUGGUCCUAGACGAGUAAUAUGAGAGAAGUACACCAUGGGCUGUACUCCAAGUCAAUUCGAUCAUUCAAUUCUAGUUGAAGAACGACAUUCAGCACAAUCUCCAAAUCCCAAAGACUUUAGACAAAUCAAAUUCAACGGAUCCUUCACAGACGAGUCGUCAUGGCCAGUAGCUAAUAUUAUUGAAAAUGAAACAGACAGUAAUGAUUCAGGAGAUGGAUUCUUACAGGAAUCAAUGAAUAGCAAUUCAUCCCAUCUAUCAACAAAAUCCAACGCGAGCUCAGAUUCCGGAAACUACGAUUUGGAAGACGAUUACUCGUACAUCAUUACAGAAAAUUCCGAUCCUGAGAAAGUUCAAGAAGUCAACAACCAGUUUGUUCCUAAUGACGACUUGGAAUUAAUCAUCGUCGGUAAAGCAUGCCCGAGAAAAUUGAGCUCAAAAGACAAAGAGCGACUUGAACAACAAGCCGUUUUGGAGAUGCUGCGGGAAGAAGGACUAAUUGUUAGACCACCAUCUAAAGCCGUAGGAGGACUAAGAUUUGAAUUGGUGUCUUCGCAACAAUUUCCAAAUAACGGCUCUUCAUCACUGCGGCGGCUUCCUCCAAUUGCAGUGCGUAAGAAACACAAAAAGAAGAAAAAGCCCCUAACGUACGAAGAAAUUCAGCUGAAGUUAAUAAAAGCUGAAGAGAGACGAAAGAGGAAGACAGAAGAGAAAUUAAGUAAAAUACCUACUAAACCUCUUCAUGAAAUACAGGCAAAUGUUGAACAACAAAUUGAACAAAAUAGACAAAAACUUGAAGAAAAGCUACAAGCUAAAUCUAUGAGCAGAGAACAACAUUUGAACGAAGUUCAAGAAAAAAUAAAAGCGAGAGAAGAGCAUGCAAAUAAAGUGAGGAGAAGAAAACAAAUGAUAGCGAACGGAUUUCCAUACGUUUUAGAGAAUAUUCCAAAUCUAUAAGUAUUGAAUUCAUUUGACAUUUAUAACUUAUAUCGGAAUCUUGACUAUUUUGAAUUGUAUUUCAAUAAA
Molecule: messenger RNA, 1104 nt
Organism: Uloborus diversus
Lineage: Eukaryota; Metazoa; Arthropoda; Arachnida; Araneae; Uloboridae
Exons: 7
Coding region: 115-1035 (306 amino acids)
Biological process (GO): regulation of microtubule polymerization or depolymerization
Source: RefSeq, a predicted model, not a curated record